This is a messenger RNA of Micropterus dolomieu (smallmouth bass), 2563 nucleotides long. RefSeq names its product sp1 transcription factor (gene sp1). NCBI's taxonomy places the organism in Eukaryota, Metazoa, Chordata, Actinopteri, Centrarchiformes, Centrarchidae. The transcript is spliced from 6 exons. The coding region runs from base 93 to 2204 and encodes 703 amino acids. Gene Ontology annotation, biological process: regulation of transcription by RNA polymerase II. The record is from RefSeq and is a predicted model, not a curated record. Gene Ontology annotation, molecular function: DNA-binding transcription factor activity, RNA polymerase II-specific; RNA polymerase II cis-regulatory region sequence-specific DNA binding.
CCUUCAUAGGGGGAGCCCGUCAAGUUUGUGUGAAGUUGUGAAAAGUUGUCAACUCGAAAAAAGACCAGAGAAACUCCUCCCGUCUUCAAAUUAUGAGCAAUCAGCAGCAGGGUGAAAUGGCCGCUGUGGAGAGCGGUGGAGGCUUCAGUCAAAAGCGAAACACAAAUUCACAGGACUCACAGCAGCCAUCUCCUCUUGCUUUAUUAGCAGCCACGUGCAGUCGAAUUGACACCCCAGGAGAGAACGAUUCACCUGCAGACCAACAAAACCAGCAGCAACAGCUGGACCUAAACCAGGGUGUUUACACCUCUAGUGCCAACGGCUGGCAGGUUAUCCCUCUCAGCGUUCAAACAUCCUCAGGCACUAACACCAUCACCACCACUGACUCCUCAGGGGUAAUGACAGGAGGAGACACAGGCAAAAGCAGACAGGUGCUGUCAUCAGUAGCAGUUGCAAGCACUCAGGGACAGCAGCAUCAGCCACAGCAAUAUGUAGUAGCUCAGGCUCCAUCCAUGCAGGGCCAGCAGCUCCUUACCACCAUAUCAGGUAUGAUGCCCAACAUUCAGUACCAGGUUAUUCCCCAGUUUCAGACAGUAGAUGGCCAGCCACUGCAGUUGACCCAUGCUCAGCAGGAUUCUAAUGCAGGACAAGGGCAGCAGUUUCAGAUAGUGUCCUCUCCUAAUGGCCAGCAGAUCAUAACCACAACCAACAGAGCUGGUGCAGCAGGAAACAUCAUAACGAUGCCCAGUCUCCUUCAGGGAGCCAUCCCCAUUCAAAAUAUAAGCCUAGGCAAUGGCGUGUUACAAAACCAGCCCCAGUUCCUGGCAAAUAUGCCUGUGUCACUAAAUGGAAACAUCACUUUGUUGCCUGUCAGUACUGGAACAAGUGGUACAGGGGGAGAUGGAAAUGGUGGCGGCGAUGCAGGGGGCAACCAACUUAUACAGCAACAGCAAUCGCAACAUCCAGUGUCCAGCGGGGCAGGUUACAUGACAAGUGCAUCCACCGUUACCACUCAGACUUCCACUUCUUACGGAAUGACCCAAACGCAGAACAGCAAUGGAGUGAUGACCGGGACAUUCCAGCAUAACACAGCAGCUUCUCUGGGUGUCCCGAUACAGCCAGACAACAGAGACGGACAGCACCCACAGCAGAUUCUUAUCCAGCCUCAGCAGGUUAUCCAAGGUGGAACACCCCUCCAGACCAUCCAGGCCGGUACUGUCACCACCGCUGGCGGUCAGGUAUUUGCAGCCCCAACACUCAGCCAGGAAGGGCUUCAAAAUCUUCAAAUUAUGCCAAACACAGGCCCCAUCCUCCUGCGCACUGUAGGCCCCAAUGGCCAGGUGAGCUGGCAGACCAUUCAGAUCCAGAAUCCAACGGGACCGCAGAUUACGCUGGCCCCAGUGCAGUCUCUCCCCCAACUUGGCCAGGCUCAGGGAUCUGCUGCAGCUGGAGCAGUGUCUGUCAACACAGUGCAGAUCCCAGGCAUUCAGACCAUAAAUCUCAACACACUCGGAGGCUCUGGGCUGCAGAUGCACCAGCUGCAGACUGUUCCCAUCACAAUCGCCAGCACAGGAGAGCAGGCCUUGCAGACAGGUGGAGAAAGUUUGGACGAUAGCACAGCUAUGGAUGAUGAGGAUAUAAGCCCACAACCUCAAGGACGACGUAACCGCAGGGAAGCCUGUACCUGCCCCUUCUGCAAGGAUGGAGAAGGGCGUGACCCAACUAAAAAGAAGCAGCACAUUUGUCACAUCUCUGGCUGUGGGAAAAUCUACGGCAAGACAUCCCACCUGAGGGCCCAUCUCCGUUGGCACACAGGAGAACGCCCCUUCGUCUGCAGCUGGUCUUUCUGUGGCAAACGAUUCACCCGUUCUGAUGAGCUUCAGCGCCAUAAGAGGACACACACAGGUGAGAAAAGGUUUGUUUGCCCAGAGUGUCCAAAACGCUUCAUGCGCAGCGAUCACCUCUCCAAGCACAUCAAGACACACUUAAACAAGAAAGCCGUGGCCAGCAGCACCACUGGCUCGACUGACACUGCGUCCCCUGCGGCAGUAACGAAAGUCGAACCGGGAGCAGUGUCGGCCAAUGACCAGCACACCAUUGUCACCAUGGAAACCUUAUCUGCAGAGAGCAUAGCCCGAUUAGCUAGCAGCGGGAUCAACAUGAUGCAGGUGGACCUUCACCACAUGAACGGCAACAGCUACUAAGGACUGCGGAGGAGUAGGAAGACGGCCUUUGUAGAUGUUUUGUUGGGACAUUUGGGGUUAAAAAUGGCACGUUCAAUUGGAGACGCAGAACCUUUUUAAAGGCUUCAGACAGGAGAGGUGGUCACAGAUGUAACACAACAGACACUAUUGGAUUUGAGAACUGAGGCAGGGAUAUGGAUUUCCAUCUUGUGCUUAGAUACCUGUGGCAUUUAAGGGUCAGACUUGGAUUAAAAUGUUAGACUAGACUAGAAAUCAUCAUGAAAUCUUAUUUCCCCUGAAUGGAAAUGGCACUACACUAACAUUUGUCCGACACGAUGACCCAAUCUUAGUAGGAUUGAAAUAAAGCACACAGACCGGCA